Messenger RNA from Vigna radiata var. radiata (mung bean), 1087 nucleotides. Its product is annotated as protein TIC 20-IV, chloroplastic. The record is from RefSeq and is a predicted model, not a curated record. The transcript is spliced from 4 exons. The coding region runs from base 146 to 967 and encodes 273 amino acids. Lineage: Eukaryota; Viridiplantae; Streptophyta; Magnoliopsida; Fabales; Fabaceae.
UGUAACUCAGCAGAAAAGAUUUAGGUAUUAACGCAUUAACUAUAAGUCUAAAGCAAAAGUAGAUGCAGUAAGGUGCCCUCUGUCUUCCUCCUCUCUCUCUCUCUCUCCAUCUCCUUGUUGUGCCCUGUGACAAAGAAGAGAGAAGAUGUCACCUCAAUUGGCAUUAACCCACUCUUCUCUUAUCCGUCUUCCUUCCUCUCCUGCAUCUCUUGGUUUUGGAAGGAAUAAAGAUUCGAUUCCAGAAAGAGGCAUUAUAAUCAACAGGACAAAGAAUCAUACCAUGACAGCCUUUGCAGGCAAUGCUCUUCGUAAUUCAGCUAUCCAACUCCCUAGUUUUUCAUCUCCUCUAUCUUCUGAUAAAGAAGCUCGCCUCUCACUCAGACCUCUUAUGUCUCAAAGAUGCAAUUCUAAGUUCUGUGGACAAGCAUAUAUAUAUCAUUCGUCUGGUUUCCGAAUCCCAGCAAAUGCUGAGAAGCCAGAAUGGUGGUGGAGAGCUUUAUCCUGUAUUCCCUACCUAAUAGCAUUGCAGAUGUCUGCAACUGGGUUUUAUCUAGAACCUAUCAUUCAAAAAUUUCCAUUCUUUCAGAAUUUGAUUUUCUACAUCCCAGGAGGUGUCAAUCGAUUACCAAUCUGGUUUCCCAUGUUAUACUGCUAUCUGGCUAUUGUAGGAGUGGUGAAAAACAGGGACUUACCCCUUAUCUUCAGAUUCCAUGUAAUGACAGGAAUGCUGCUGGAACUUGCUCUUCAGAUAGUGUACAUUUCAAGCAACUUCAUGCCACUUAUACACUUCCCAGGGGGCACAUUGGGGUCAUAUUACUGGGCUGGUGUUGCAUUGGCAUUUAUUUUUAUAAUGAUAAAGUGCAUAAGGUGUGCACUUCUGGGAACAUUUGUGAGCAUCCCUUUGGUCAGUGAAUCAGCUUUCAUUCAUUCUCUAUUUGGUUUAGGAGGAUUACAACGGCCUUUUUAGGAUGUUUUGAUCAAGAGUAAAUGUAACAGUUUAAUCAACGGUUCUCUAUAUUUCUUGUAGUUGAUUUUUAUUGUUGCCUUGAGUAGAAGUAAAUGAUAAUGUCUUUUUUUUUUUGUUUAA